AUGGCAUCUGUGAUAAAUUUUCACUUGCAAGUCUUCGUCCUUUUUUGUUUGCUAAAUUGUUUAUCUACAGUCUGCACAGUAAGCCGAGGCCGCUGUUUCCCUGGAUGGUACAAAAUCGGUCAGUCCUGCUUUAAGGUCGAGUCAUUUGAUGAAGACGCCACCAAGUAUAAAGAUCAAGGAUACGACAUCUUAAAUUCAGCACGUAAAAAGUGCUUUGAGACGGGCUCGGACCUCGCUAUACCUCGCAAUCGCUCCCUUCUUGACAAGUUGAGGAACAUUACUGUGGCUCGUCGAGGAUCACAUCUGCUUGGUGCUCACGACAGUUUUCGACUAGAUUUGAAAUGGUCCACCAGUGGAGACCAUUUAAAUCCUGCCUUAUGGAGGCCUGGAGAACCCAACAUCACUCUAGGAAAAUGUGUUGUGGCCAAUUUUUCUUCUGACUUGUAUGGAUGGUGGCUGAAGACAACGAAAUGCGAUUUGCUUAGAGGAUUUAUCUGCGAAACUUUAACAGCAGAGAUCUCCUGCGCAGCGGGUGUUUCCCAUAACAAUGGCCACUGUUACAAGAUUUACCACACAGCUCGUUCCAAUUGGGCUAACGCCUCAAAGAUAUGCUCAAGUGAUGGCUAUCGCUUAGCUACGGUUAAUACCACUCUAAAACGCCAAGGAUUAUCCGAUCUACUCGAAAAUUUUACAUCGGACUUUGAAGAAAAAGAGCUUUACCUAGACCGGGUUUCGACAGAUCUGGAUUCCUGGAAGUGGAUGGAUGGAUCGCCUAUCAAUCCUAAUCUAUGGAAAUCGGGUUAUCCAGAAGAGAAUCAGAAGAAAACAUGCGUGCACCUUGAUAAAAAUGAAUCAGCGAUUAUUAACUUACCAUGCGAAGUUAGUUAUGUUGUUGCUGUUAUUUGUCAGAACCGAGAUGGUAAGUCGAUCUUAGUAAUAUUAAAACGACUUUAG
This is a messenger RNA of Stylophora pistillata, 954 nucleotides long. RefSeq lists its product as uncharacterized. NCBI's taxonomy places the organism in Eukaryota, Metazoa, Cnidaria, Anthozoa, Scleractinia, Pocilloporidae. Gene Ontology annotation, molecular function: protein-hormone receptor activity; protein binding; G protein-coupled peptide receptor activity. The record is from RefSeq and is a predicted model, not a curated record. Gene Ontology annotation, biological process: activation of adenylate cyclase activity; hormone-mediated signaling pathway; adenylate cyclase-activating G protein-coupled receptor signaling pathway. Gene Ontology annotation, cellular component: plasma membrane.